GCAUUUUAUUUACGUAAAUUGCAUUUCAUCAUGCUGUCGUUUGAAAAAAGAUCUCCAAAGCAAUGACGAGUGUGUGACAAGAGCAUGACAUCACCACCAAUCGCAAACGACUCCCUUGCCUUCCCCAAAAUCCAUACGUCAAUAAGUCUGGAACUUCCAAAGCAAAGCUCCUCCCCGAGGGCCAUAUAAAUAAGUAUCCCCCGUCCCCACUUCCACAUAUAUUUCCCCUUGUCUGGAUCCCUCUCUCCCUCUCUUCCUUUCACUUGCGCGGCUGCUUCACUCCAGAUUUCUUCGUUUGAUCUCAUCUAUCCGGUUCUUCCGCCUGUGAAUUGCCAAUCUUGGAGUGGAGGACAAUGCGUUUCUCGAGUAGCAGCAGCAACGGUCUCGCUCAUCAUGGCUUUUAGCUUUGAUUCGUCGGCGUCAAGCCCGGAAGAGGUGACUUCCAAGCUCCACACGACUCCACAGUUGCUUCACACGCUCAUCCACCAGUGCCCCGUGCUUGUCAUCUGUGCAAGCUCUUGCUGCGUGAGCCUGGUUGUGAGGGAGCUCUUCUCCAAGCUGGGAGUUUGUCCCACUUUGUUUGAUAUCGAUACCGACUGCGAGGAUGGAGUAGAGGUAGAAAGACUUUUAGCGAACUUAGCAGGGAGUAAACAGCCGAUACCUCUGAUUUUUGUUGGGGGAAAGCUCGUCGGAGGACUGGAUCGAUUGAUGGCUGAUCACAUCAGUGGCAGGCUCCUCCGCCAGCUGAGCGAGGCCAACGCUUUCUAACGAUGGAAAAGCUCAGAAGAAAAGAUAAAAAAACGAAAUGUUUUUGUAC
Molecule: messenger RNA, 817 nt
Organism: Selaginella moellendorffii
Lineage: Eukaryota; Viridiplantae; Streptophyta; Lycopodiopsida; Selaginellales; Selaginellaceae
Product: glutaredoxin-C1
Exons: 1
Coding region: 394-768 (124 amino acids)
Source: RefSeq, a predicted model, not a curated record